AAGAGAAACGCGGUUUUUUUGGAAAAAAAAAAAUUAGUAACAUCUUCUAUGUCUUCUAUCAUGACGAAACCUACUAAGAAAAGAGGCAGCACGAAGGCGGCUGUUUUUCCGUGCUGGUUCUACUUUUGCUUCCGUUUCGUCACCUUCCUCCAAGGACUCCCAACCCUGAUCUUCGCUGUCGACCGGCAACAGUUUAGCAAUGCGGCCACGAGACGAGUAAAGGUGGCAGCGGAUCAUGAUCAACGACCUCGUCCCGAAGCAGGUGGAGGAACUACUACACCACCAGCAGAUGUUGAAAAUGGCGCAACGAAAUUACCACCUAGCUCUGCUGCUGCGGCAGGAGUAGGAGGUCCGCCUGGGGUAGUACCGGGAAAUAUUAAGGGUGAAACCCUAGACAAAAAGAACGCAGAAGAGCAAAAACCUGCCGCAAAAGACAAUCCAACACAAAUUGUCUUCGAUGAGCGCCUGGACGAAUCGGGCCUGAAGGAUAUAAAUGGUGAGGACGAGGACGUGGACGAACUGAAGCCGAGCGACGCUUCUGCGGAGCGAAAAAUCGGACGGGAGCAGGAGGAUUUGGUGGACAAUCUCGUAAAGGUAAAUUACCCGGUCUUAUCAAUUGUAAAAAUGUCUGGGUCUGGAAGAUUCUGACACUUGUCAUGCACAUUUUGCAUGAGCCCUGAUGUCUGUGAUGCAUGCCCUAGCAUCACAGAUUCUUCGAGAGCUUCUUGAUGCCUAUUCCGCAUGACAAAUGCCCUCUCCGUGUAGCAAAAAUUGCAUUCCUGAUGGUACUCAUGCAAUACAGAUUUUUCUGGAAUCCAAAUGCAGCAUCACAGGUUGCAUUCUUCCAGACCCAGACAUUUUUACAUUUGAUAGGUCUAUCAGCUCGAACUGCACGCCACCUACAACCUGUGGAAACGCGCACAGGAGUUGAAACCGGACCUGUUUUCCUACAUUGUGGCCUCGCUGAACCCAAUCACGGAAGUCGGGGGGCUACGGGAGGACGAGGAGAAGGUGUGGUGGCUGCGGUACAUCGUCAUGGCGGCGUUUUACAUGCUCAUUUUGUCCUUUGCCGCCAACAUGAUGAGCGACGGCGCAGAACUGCUCAUGCUGGUGCCCGAGUAUGUGGACCUGGUCGGGUCGAUCGUGUUGCCGCUGUUGGGCGCGUUCCCGGACGCGCUGUUCGUUUUGUUUUCCGGCUUGGGUCCAAGCGAGUUGGUGUACCGGAGAGUCACGGCCGGGUUCGGGUUUCUGGCUGGGUCCAGCUGCUUUCUGCUCUGCAUCCCCCUAGCCGGCGUGAUGGCGGCGGGCCGGGUGCCGGUGAGGAACAACCCCAACAAUCCGAAACAGCUCCUCGCAGACUACACCACGGAGGGCAAGGAGAAGGGCAAGACAAGCCGGGUGUGGGAUUCGGGGGCGAGUCUGAACCGCUCCGUGUUCAACGCCCUGCUGUGGACGUUUCUGACCUCCUUCACCACGGGGUUUGGCAUUUUUGCAGCCUACGACUCAAAAGACCAGAUGGUCGGGAUGGCGGAAAAAUGGACCAACAUCACGGAGAGCUCCGACGAGUGGCGCAUGGUAGCCUUGCAGGAAUACGUGGCGGACUUGAAGGGGGAUAGCACACCCUUCUCGCAACAGAAGCCAUUCGUGAGGUACUAUGAAUAUUCUUGAUCAAAGCAAGAGCGCUUGUCCAAGCUGAGUUUCGGUUUCCCUUUUAAUCCCCCGAUCUUGAUAUUCCGGCACUUCGUGGAGAUGGUGAAUCCAGCUGCCCGUAAAACUAACUUGGGGUAGUGUUUCGCUUUCGCUUAUAAAAUCAUGAUGCGCAUUGAGAUGAGUAAGUUAUGAAGAGCAAGAAGCAAAUCGCCACUACGUGUCAGCACGACCGCGCUGUCAAUAUAAUUCCGUGUCCACCGAUCCACAGGACCUACUGGUGGUGGGAAGACGAGAACGCGUACUGGCGGUCCUACAGCACCAUUGCGAAGCACCAGAAAUUUUGGCUCCAAAUGGGUUCCGGCGUGUGCCUGGCUUUGUGCGUGAUGUACUGCGUCGCCAAUCUUCGCGUCGCGCAUAAGAAGAACCAGGCCCGGCAGGCCGGAGAGAAUGAAACAGUUUCUACUGCAGGAGGCGCGGCGGGCCACCACGGGCACGGACCACAACCAAAGCAACUGCAACUACGGCACGGCGAUACCAGUAUGAAACACCAGCCGCUGUUCUCUUUCACCAUAUCCUGAGUAAAAACGUACCCACACCAUAGUCAAGAUGGGAAAUCGGCUAGACAAAUCCACAAGUUUUGGCUGUUUUGCAUGACAAAUUUGGAUUCGUAGUGUAGUGCUGUUUGAGCUAGCUCAGCAGCAUCACAGAUCUAGCAUACCAUGCUGAUUGGAGCAUGACAAAUUUCAAAACACCCUUAGAAAAUGCUUCUCAUGGGGCUCCGCAUGGCAAACAUUUUAAGCAUGCAGAUUUGCAUGACAACUAUGGUGUGGGUACGUUUUCACUCAGGAUACACCAACGAGUCGCAUCAUCAGGACAUGGUGGCCAUCCGGAGUUCGCUGCGGCGGUCAAUAUUGUAAGGAAAAAUCCCCCCUCCCCAUAUCGAAAAAGUAUGAUUCCGAAAAUUUGUGUUGCUGAUUUGAGACCACAAAUCACGUCUGUCUUGCAAGAAGACAAGUGCAGAAGCUUCCGCUCCAUUAUGGAAGCGAUUUGGCAUGCUGUUGCGCCUAGGGGGCAGCCGUGUGUAAUGCUAAGCAACUAGACCCAAACACCCCUACCUAGGCCGAGGAUCUGGCUGCGCUGCCUCACUGCAAGACAAAUCAGAUUUGUGUACGCAGAUCCGGCAUCAGAAACUUCGUUUUGAUAUGGGGAGGGGGGAUUUUUCCUUUUGAUAGUCAAGUAUGAUUGACAACAACGAGUUGACGUUCCAAGCGGCGAUGGAGGGCUUGGUGCGGAAGAAAACGCUGAGCCCGCAGGAGAAGCAGCGUUAUUUCCGCGAGACGCUGCGGCCCUUCUUCGAGCGGCGCGCCCAGCGGAUCCCGAACCACCCACUUUCGAUCCUCAACGAACGCGAAUUCCUGAAACUGCUGGAGCAGGUGGUGUCUGGUGGCGGGGGGAAUGCGAAUGAUAAUUCUAGCGGUUCUUUCGCACCAGCAUCAGCAGGAGCUGCUGCCAGCAGUACAACGACCAUCUCUAUCGAGGAAGAGGAGCUUUUGUUGGGAAGAUUUAAAACCAUCGCCGCCAGCGAAGCUUCGCUGGCCCCCGUCCACAACCCGGGGGUGACUCUGGAGGAGUUCGCGGACAUAAUGUUGUGGUUUGUCGCGUACAAAGCGGAAGUAGCCGAGAAGAAGGCGCUGUUCUUGAAGAAACGGGGUGGGUCCUCUCUGACGCGGGACGACCUUCUAGCGUCGGGGGUUCAUUUUCCCAGCGCGUCGUUCCCAAGUACUGCCGACGGGGGGAAAAGCAGUGUUGACAGGAAGAUGGUCGAUCGGGCACUGUUGGUUGGCUCAUCUGGCGAUGUUGAGACGAAUGCGGCGAUCGACGGCUUUGUGGCCUUUCCAGGGACAUUACCCGCGGGGGCAACCCCACCCCGCGCGGAGGGCGAAGCUGCGCUGCCGGUUAUUUCGGAGGGGGAAGCUGCGCCGGCCAUUGCGGAAGGCGAAGAUAUUACCGGAGGCAGGAUGAAUCGCUUCCCGGUGAUUCCCAUCAAUGAGGGGAUGUCACUCCACAGCUCCGUGCAUUCCGCCAUGCCUUCGGAAUACCCCUCGCACGCCAUGGGGGCCGGCGGGAAGGAGUCCGACGACGAGGUUCCGGAGGAUCUGCGUCACCUCCCCUACGCGCUGCAGCAGCGGGCGCUGAAGCAGCGCGCCGCUUGGAUGAUCUUGGUGGGCGUGGUGUCGAUCACGAUCUUUGCGGAGGGGUAUCCAAGAAGAAAACAUUGUAGGUGUAACUUUUUUGGGGGAACAGCAUUACAAAUUUGUCUGGCAUGACAGCAAAAACCUGUCAUGCGCAGAUAGUACGUGAAAACGCCCUUUAAUGGGCCCUGCGAUGCAUGCCAAGCAUGACAAGGUGCAAUCAUCUUGCAUGUUGAGCAUCACAAAUUUACACUAACAACGUUUUUUUCAUCUUGGAUAAGGGGGCGACGGAGAUGAUUGUGUACACGGGCGACUUGUUGCGCGUUCCCACCUUCGCCGUCGCCUUCUUUCUCGGCUAUCAAGGAACAAAAGUGUGUAAGUGUAACUUUCUUGGAGGAACAGCAUGACAAAUUUGCUCUGCAUGACAGAGCUAACCUCUCAUGCGUAGCUAGCACGUGAAAACCAAAACACUUACGAGAAGAACCCCUAAUGCGUGUCCAGCAUGACAAGUGUAGGCGUCUUGCAUCCUGUGCAACACAAAACUUUCACUUUCACUUUACACUAUCGCAGUUUUUUUCUUGCAUAUCGGCCCGCUGGCGACCAAUGCGGGGGAGUUUUUCGCCGCCGUGCAGAUUGGGAAGCUGAAAACCGAGGUGUCCACCAGCGUUUCGGUUUGUUCCUUGCUGGGCGCGGCGGUGUUCAACAACACUUUGGUUCUCGCGGUCUUGUACUUCCUGUGCUGGCGCCAGGGGCUCAUGUUUUGCUUCCUCUCCCAAACCUGCUGCCUGCUCGUGUGCACCUGGGGGGUGAGCCUCCUGUUACUGGUCUUCUCCGUUAACGGCGCCGUGCGGGAAGACGGAGAUAACAUUGCUGAAGCGCCCACGACCUCCAAAGUAGAUGCUGACAGAAGUGCAAGCAGUACUACGGCAAACACGACCGGGACGACGAGACGCUCCCCGCGGGCGCAGCUGCCAGCGUCGGAAAACAAAAGUCCGGCGGCUUCUCCCGACACGCCUGCGCGGGACCUCCAGUUAUCCGCCAGGGCGUUCUACGAUCCGGCGUCGAUGAAGGAGGGCCACAGUGCGAAGUUGGAAGCGGCGGAGAAGGAAAAGAAAGACUUGUGGUGGCAAGAGCACGUGAUCAUCAAGACCCCUGCCGCGUACACGAUUUUCUGCAUCUUUUUGCUCUCGUUCUGCACCUACCUCGUCUGCCACAGGUACGUUUUCCCCUGGGAGGCGGUGUGGUCCAAGGGCUACAACUUUUUUCCCAACAGCAAAAAACUGAAAGAAAUGCUGAAAAAAGAAGAAAAAGGCAUGAAAAGAUUCCAAGAAGAUGAGAGCGGCCGGAACGACGCACGUCGACGCCAGAGGUCGGGAGCGGCAGCGAACGCGGACUUAAUGGGUGCUCACGAUCCUGCAGGAGCGUUUCUGGAAGGACAAGAAAACCUCCUUCGUCCACUUCCAGCAGAACAAGAUACGACGAACAUCUUUUCGUUCUUUGAACAGGCGCAGACGAUGCUGAAGAGCGUUUUCAGUUCGAAUGGUGAGUUAGAUCUACAAUUACCGGACGAGUGGCAGGACAAGAAACCUUUGGACGCCGUCGAGGUCAGCACGGGAACUGAUUCAAAAUUUCCUGCUCACGGAGAUCAAUUAGAAGCAACCCGAGUACUUUCUGCCUCGCCAAGCUUUGCAAGUAGCUCCAGUCGUGGAAUCAUGGGAGGCCACGAAGGUACUAGAACAAGCAUGACCUACUUCGACCAGAUGCAGCACAAUUUGAUUGCUGAGCCGCUGCUGUACUUGUUCCUCGCUUUGGUCGCGUUGACAGUGAUGGCACUGCCGGUGGCGAUUUACUACUGGAAGUCAGGACCAAAAGUGGAGGUUUGUGUCACCGCAAAGAACUUCAGGAUAGACGAGAGUUCUAACGACACCGGAUCAGUAACAAACACGACUAGCGGUAGUUCUAGUUCAAUGUCCACUACUAGUCCAAGAUCCGCACCAUCACGAGACAUGACGGCUGGGCUGGAAACUAAGAAGGAGACAAAAUCCAGUGGGGACGCGAAUUAUGCCGGGAAGAAGUUGGCAAGUAGUGUUGGGAGCUUGGCAACUUGAUAAAGAUAGUAGUACUAAUACGAAAUAAAACAAAAAUUGAUCUAGAAAGUAGCCGAUUUUAUCAUAUUUCACACUAUUGUUCUAUGCUAUUCAUGGAUAUUGCAAAAGAUGACCUACUAUGUUCUUGAGAGAAGGGAUUUUCUUGAAUGCCGUGUGCGUUGCUUGGCUGUCCUUUCAGAGCUUUAGUUUUGUUUAUCGAGUGUAGAAGAAUUCUCUUCAGAGACAGGUUGUGAAAACUGCCGGAAUUCUGUGCCCGAUUCUCGUAAUUCAUUCAUUACCACGGAAAAACUAAAACAGUCACUGAAUUAUUUUGUACCGAUAAAACAAAAACUGUACAUACAAAUGAACAAUAAGAGCUCGCGUUAGGGAGGAAAACCGGGCGGAACGUGGUGAAUCUUUAAAAUUUUUCGCGCCUUCUCAUCCGCCCCGGGCCCAUCCUCAUUCUGGCCCCCCUCCUUUCCGAGCUGGCUACUUGCCCCUCAGAUAUUACAGGGCGGGCAUAGUACUCUUUGCGCCGCCUCCCUUCGUCCCCCUCCCCUUCAGCAGGCGGGGCGCCCAUCCUAGGAACGGCCGAGUGCAACUCCGCGGCCCGGCUUUUUUGUCCCUAUGGAGGCGGCAUGCACCGCGAACGCAGCGCCGGGGCGCAAGUUAUGCCGCAGCCCCCAAAGCAGCACGCCACAAAAUGCCUGGAAUGGCCGCCCGGCCUUCCGCGCCAGUAACCGUGGGGUGGCGGGCGCGCGCAAAUUCAUGGGCGGCCCCCGGGGCAAGGAGCCCCAAGGGCUCGGCAGCCGUUGGCCGUGUGCCAAGGGGGCAGGCCGCCGCGCAGAAAAUACCAUCGUGGGCGGCCCCCAUAGAUGCUUGCAUUGCGCGGGGCCUCCGGAGGGCCCGAUGGCGGCCGGGCCGCGGAGGACUCCCGAAGGGCCCCGAUCGGGGUCAUUUCUGGGGCCCAAUAUUUUUCCCAGAUUUUUCCCAGAUUUGAACCCGAUGCGGCCAGAUUUACAGCGGUACGACGUCAAAGAUUUUCGCCAGAUUUUGCCCAGAUUCGCCCCCCGGAUGGGGUCGAAUCUGGGGCCCGAUCUGGGCGAAAUCUGGACGCCGGACAUUUUCGCAAGAUUUGGCCCCGACGCGGCCAGAUUUACAGCGGUGCGACGUCAAAGAUUUGCGCCAGAUUUGCCCCGGGCCCGGGGCCAACACACUCCGGCGAACCCAUGUCGGGUUCGCAGGCUGGCCCGCGCUGCGCCCCCCGGGCCAAUCUGUGAGUAUUCGGCUUCGGCGACGACUUGGCCGCCCCAACUCAAGGAAGCUCGCGCGAGCGGACACGCGAAAUGGUUUGUCGCUCUCUCCCGCCGAGCCCGCCCCAGACCGCUCGGCCCUUUCCUCCGCUUCCAAAUGAAGUAGUUGCCUGUGGGGCCCGGCGACGAGGAGGCCAGACCGGUGCCCCCCAUUCAUUCGCCACCGCCCCCCUGCGCCCCCUAUUACGGAUCACGCGCGCCGUCAGAAAGCAAGGGCGCAGGGCGCACACGGUGUGAUGCUGUGAAGCCCCGCAUACUGUAAGAGCUUGCGCGGCCUGUUCGGCCGGCCGAAUGAGAAUUCCAGAAAAAUUUUAAAGAUUCACCACGUUCCGCCCGGUUUUCCUCCCUAAUCGCGCUCCCUACCGCUAAUUGGUAACGGCAGGACUGAU
Molecule: messenger RNA, 7631 nt
Organism: Amoebophrya sp. A120
Lineage: Eukaryota; Dinophyceae; Syndiniales; Amoebophryaceae
Source: the annotation of a GenBank genome assembly